CUGACAUUACAUUACAGUGAAAUGAAAGAAACCGUAACGACAAACAAAAAAACAUCGUCAUUUUACCAACUCGAAAACCCCGGACAGGGGAAUUUUGAAAUUUUCAUAUAGCUUCAACCACGCCUUCCAGUCAUGAUGCAUUCAAUCAAUAUCUAUAUUAGUUCAUCGUCACCAAACUUGUUCUUUGACUCACACAAUCCAACUGUCUCGAGGACAUCUUCAUCAAUCCGAUGCGAUAACGAAUUCAAUCACAGGACACGCUCCCGACCCUCUUGAUAUUAAAACUUCCAAGAAUUCGUGGGGGCUGGCUGGUUCCAGCUAAAAAAACACGUUGGCCCAUAUUCUGAGCAGCCCAGGCCGCCCCCAACUGAGCCGCAACGCAACCACAACAGCAACCACGUACCUUGCCUUAAACCCUACCUACCUAUCAACUAAACCUAACCGGAACUGACCUCCGCUACCUUGGCCUGGGCAACUGUUUAUAAUGACCAUUCGACCCCUUCAGGCACCAGCAUCCCCUCAAGAAGCUUCUGACGUGUCCAAUCCUGCCGAACAGGCGAUGCACGAUAACACCAGUGACCUUUCUACUCUGGCUUACUUCCUCGGGGGCAGUCAACAGUACCCACCAGGCACAUCAUCCUCAGAUCAACAUUACGCCGCAACAUGGUGUCCUCGCCUGAUGCCUAUCCAGGCCCCCAUCAUGCCCUGGGCUAACUCGGGCCAGCAGCAGUGCGAGUCACCCCUUGACAUUGUGCACGAGGGCGAGGUUUCUUACGAGUUUCCUACUCCAACGCCGACGUCGGCUCAUGAGUACACAUACCAUAGCAACCCUCAUCCAAACAUCCAGACGUCUCGUCGGGGCAGCAACCCGAGAAAUAGCAACCUACCUAGCGCCUCCACAGUACCAUCCCCUCUCACCAACACCAGCCCACAGAGCUUCGGAAAACCCACCAAACGAAGCUCCUCGACUGAGCGCAAAGACUCCACCAGCAGAAACCCCAAGCGCCCCAGGCGAUCCAACACAACAGGCACCAUCGGCAACACAAAGAACAGCAGCACCGCUUGCGACCCCACCACCGACCUGAGCUCCUCAUCGCAGAGGAAAAGGCGCCGCUUUGCCUGUCCCUACAAAGUCUACGAGCCACACCUCAGCUGUUUUCUGGAGGGCCGGCGCAACCAAGCCGGCGGCUGCGAGAGCAUCUACCGGCUCAAGCAGCACUUCAAGCGCGUGCACAAGCGCACCUUUCGCUGCGAGCGCUGUUGGAAGCACGAGGAGACGCUGCGCGGCCUCGAUGAGCACAGGGCCGCCAACGCCUGCCAGCCAAAAGACCUCGCGGCUACGGAGAGGUUCAUGGACGAGGAGCACGAGGCGCUCGUGGAUGCGCCCCUGGGCACCAGAUCUGAAGAGGAGUACUGGUGGGACAUGUUUACCAUGUUGAUACCAGGGAUGGCCGAGGCUGAUCCGGCAUGGAUGAGGGCCCGCUAUUCUCCAUAUCAUCAAGACGCCCGCACGACCCAGAACAUCACCGCCCAGCUGCUUCCAAACCUAGGCGGGAUCGACAGCGCCCUAGCAACGCCCGCGAUGCUUGGCGAGUCGACCUUUUCCUCGGGCAUGCCCGGUGACACGGCGAGCAUGAAAGGCGUAUUUGACAGCAACACCGAGUCCACCGCCUCCUUUCUCGGUCUGGGAACGCUCGCCACCGAAACCCCGCUCUUCCCGUCCUUCCCAGCUCCAUCUGCCGCCACCACGGCGUUGACGUCCCCGGCUCGGUCGCUGGAACACUCACCACACCUGCAGUGGGCGCAACAAGCCAUCGGCGAGCACUCGUCCCCUGCUCUGCCGCCGCACGUACAGGGCGACUUUCACUUCCACGAUAGCGACGAUGCAAUCCACCAGCAGCAGCAGCACUCGGAGGAUGAGAUGGAGGCUGGGCGGCAGGCCGCAUACCAGCGCAUCCAGGGCUUGUUGGUGGCUGCGUUGGCGGGUGAGAUGCCAAGUCGGGCUCGUGCGCUGGUCGCACAGGCCGCGAGGGAGCUGGAUGAGAUUCGGCUUGGCAGUGGUGCUUGAUCAUUGUAGUUGUAUUGUCUCUCUGAUCUUGGGUACUUUGUUUUAUGAUUGACGUGGAUCUAUAGACUCGGUGAGUAUGUAACCGAACAAGAAAAAAAAGAGAAAAAAAAAAAAAAAAAGGCCAAGCUCAACCCUCGCAUGCUCGCAUCCCUUUUCCUCACG
Molecule: messenger RNA, 2230 nt
Organism: Pyricularia grisea
Lineage: Eukaryota; Fungi; Ascomycota; Sordariomycetes; Magnaporthales; Pyriculariaceae
Exons: 2
Coding region: 485-2068 (527 amino acids)
Source: RefSeq, a predicted model, not a curated record